AUGUCUGAGGAGAUGACCACAGAAGAGCUCCCUACUGUUCAGGCCAAGUACGAGUACUGCUAUGCUGCCUACGAGCAGUGUGCAGCUCUGUUAGGGUGUCGAUUACCUCCGUGCGACACCGAAGUUUUCGGAGGCGAUUACACUCGCUGGCCCACCUUCCGGGAUUUAUUCACAGCCCUCUAUAUACAGAACCCGAGACUGUCGGAAGUUGAGAAACUUUUCUAUCUCAACUCCAAGACCAGCGGUGAAGCCCAUGCCAUUGUGUCAAAAUCUCCUUUGACAAAUGAAGGGUUCCAGUCGGCGUGGUCCAGCUUGACUGAGCGUUUCGAGAACAAACGGUUGCUCGUAAACAGUCAGCUGAGAAUUUUGUUCAAUUUGCCCGCCAUUGGGCAAGAGUCGGGUUCCUCUAUUCAGGAGUUGCAGAGCACCAUUCAAGGGUGUCUGACAGCCUUAGAGCACUCGAAAAUCGACACAGAGAAUUGGGAUUGCAUCCUGGUUUUCUUGUGUUCUUCGAGGCUCCCCAAGUUGACCCUUUCUCUUUGGGAACAGUCAAUCCAAAACAAGAGCGAUAUUCCAACGUGGGUUGACAUGAACGCUUUUCUUCUAGAGCGCCAUCGCACCCUAGAAGCGAUAGCGGAGGUGUCAUCCAGCACGAACGCUCCGACGGUUCCAAGAGCCUCACCCAAGAAGGCCCCCGUCUCCAGGCAGGUCAACUCUUUUGUGACCAUUAAGACCCAGACCUGCAAUUUCUGUUCCCGGGAGAACCAUCCGAUUCGAUUGUGCCCUCGAUUUCUUCAGAUGGAUGUCAAGCAACAGAAGCUGUGCUUAAAUUGUUUCGCACGAGGCCAUGUCCAGGCCAAGUGCACAAGUGCGCACAACUGUUUUACGUGCAAGGGUCGUCAUCAUACACUCUUGCAUCGAGUCAACCCGACGCCGACAGUCACUAAUCCCACUCCUAAUAUACAGUCCACUCCUUCCCAGUCAGCUAAUGUGCAAUCAUUCCUGGCAGUUAACACACAAGGUGUUCUGCUGAGUACAGCUGUUGUACACAUUUGCCAUCACGGCGUUCGGCACACAGUACGGGCUCUGAUCGAUUCCGGAUCAGAGGCUACCUUCAUUUCUGAACGAUUGUUCAAGCGCUUGAGGAUGCCAUACACAUCCGUUCAAGCCCACGUCUCUGGGCUGACUCAAGUUGUAGCAGCCCAGCCCCGAAAGCAUUGCCAAUUCCUAAUUGGCUCCCCGUUGCGACCAGAUCUGCAGAUUGAUACAUCGGCUUUCGUCCUUCCUCAAUUAGCAGGAAAACUGCCCUCAUGCUCUGUCCCACAAACCAUCCUCGACAAUCUGCCAAGCAUCCCGCUGGCCGACCCCAAGUUCUAUGAGAGUUCGCAGAUAGACGUGCUUUUAGGCGCGGAUAUCCUCCCAUCCGUUCUUCUCGGCGGCUCUUGUUCGAACGUUUGUGGGACCCUCAUUGGUCAAGAGACCAUUUUCGGUUGGAUCCUGACCGGCCCAGUGUCGGGAUCCACUUCUAACUCCGUCUCGUCCUUUUCGACUCGACUGUCCGUCGAUCGAACUCCUACGAUCGGUCCUGUGACAGGACCCCCCUCCAAAUCUAUUUCAGUUUUUUCGGCUCGACUGUCCGUCGAACGAACCCGUAAGAAUGGUCCUGUGAUAGGACCCUCCUCUACAUCUAUUUCAGCUUCGAAUGGUCCUGUGACGGGACCCCACUCUGAUCCUUCUUCGGUUCGACUGUCCGUCGAACGAUCCUCUAAACGCAAGCCUUUGUUAGGGUUCCAUUCAAAAUCGGUUCCAACACCUUCGGCUCGACUGUCCGUCGAGCGAACCUAUACGAUUGAUCCUGUGACAGGACCCCCCUCAGAACCUCUUUCAGCUCGACGGUCCGUCGAACGAUCCCGGACGGAGACGAAGUCGUCCUCUGCACCGAUGGCACCGGUCACUCCGCUUGGGGUUUCCGUGCCUCCCGGCACAACCUCGCGCCAACCCAGGCGCCGACGCGACCACCCGGCACCCUCCAGAGGAGAACCACCAAGGACGUCCCGUGUCAACGUUUCCCAGGCCGGCAUCCACCAGGCCGGCAUCCACAGGCCCACUCACCCACGCACCCGGCCCGUACCUAGCUCCCGCAGACGGCACUUUCCAGUGCAAAGGAUUAACACACAAGGUGUUCUGCUCAGCACAGCUGUCAUUCACGUAUGCCAUCUCGGCGUCCGCUAUACAGCUCGGACUCUGAUCGAUUCCGGAUCAGAAGCCACCUUCCUCUCAGAAAAGUUGUUCAAGCGCUUGAGGAUGCCGUAUACAUCCGUGCAAGCCCGCGUCACAACCUCGCGCCAGCCCAGGAGCCGACGCGACCACCCGGCACCCUCCAGAGAAGAACCACCAAGGACGUCCUAUGUCAACGUUUCCACAGGCCCACUCACCCACGCACCAGGCCCGUGCCUAGCUCCCCCUGACGGUACUUUCCAGUGCAAAGGAGUGAGCAUACUCCCCACCGCGGCGGUCAGGCAACAUAUGGGGACAGCGGCUUUCGAAGCGCGAGUUGGCGCCGUGUUGUCCCGUAAGCCGCAUCAGCGAGUCGAUGCCAGGGUCCUUGGGCCUCUCCACCACUCGCGUGGGCGCUGA
Molecule: messenger RNA, 2637 nt
Organism: Drosophila albomicans
Lineage: Eukaryota; Metazoa; Arthropoda; Insecta; Diptera; Drosophilidae
Exons: 3
Coding region: 1-2637 (878 amino acids)
Source: RefSeq, a predicted model, not a curated record